Orycteropus afer afer is the source of this 3309-nucleotide messenger RNA. RefSeq names its product integrin subunit alpha 8 (gene ITGA8). Lineage: Eukaryota; Metazoa; Chordata; Mammalia; Tubulidentata; Orycteropodidae. The record is from RefSeq and is a predicted model, not a curated record. Gene Ontology annotation, biological process: cell-cell adhesion; integrin-mediated signaling pathway; cell adhesion mediated by integrin. The transcript has 29 exons. Gene Ontology annotation, cellular component: external side of plasma membrane; integrin complex. Gene Ontology annotation, molecular function: integrin binding. Bases 1 to 3309 code for a protein of 1102 amino acids.
AUGGCUUUACUCCGCCUACUGAUGGGGCACGCUUUCUCAUUCUUCUAUCAGAGCCGUGCGUUUUGGGAAAAACGGAACAAACUCUCGUCCCUGGUGGAGGGAUUGUUUCCAAAAAGCAAGUGGCUUGAGAGUGCCAUAUCCAAGACUCAUUUUCCUAGAGAUGCGACUGCAAUGGAAAGCCGGAUAGCGGAAACAGGACUCAGCGCCGGCCACCAGCAGAGGCAAAGGGAGCUGGUGCGCGCGUCUAGGAGUCGCUCGCUCGGGUCUGCAGCCGGUCGGCCCGCCGCUAGGGGACGCCACGAGCGCGCCGGCCCCCCCGCCCAGCUGCCAGAGCAGGACUCGGCGCCGGCUCCCUUCCGCCAGCCCCAGAGCCGGGCCAGAGGAGGGAGGCCGGAGGAGACGGCAGGGGACGCUCGGCGAAGCGCCUGGGCUGUCACCGCGGACCCGCCGGCGAGUGUCUUGGUGGGGGCGCCCAAAGCCAACACCAGCCAGCCGGAUAUCGUGGAAGGGGGCGCUGUCUAUUAUUGCCCCUGGCCAGCUGAGGGAUCUGCUCAGUGCAAGCAGAUACCUUUUGACACCACCAACAACAGAAAGAUCAGAGUUAAUGGAACCAAAGAACCUAUAGAGUUCAAAUCAAAUCAGUGGUUUGGAGCAACAGUGAAAGCUCACAAAGGGAAAGUUGUGGCUUGUGCCCCUUUAUAUCACUGGAGAACUCUUAAACCGACACCAGAAAAGGAUCCUGUUGGUACUUGCUAUGUAGCAAUUCAGAAUUUCAGUGCAUAUGCUGAAUACUCUCCUUGUCGAAACAGCAAUGCUGAUCCUGAAGGCCAGGGUUACUGCCAAGCAGGAUUUAGUCUGGAUUUUUAUAAGAAUGGAGAUCUUAUAGUAGGAGGACCUGGAAGUUUUUAUUGGCAAGGUCAGGUGAUCACUGCCAGUAUUGCAGAUAUCAUUGCCAAUUACUCAUUCAAGGAUAUUCUAAGGAAAUUGGCUCGAGAAAAACAGACAGAAGUGGCUCCAGCUUCUUACGAUGAUAGUUACCUUGGAUACUCAGUUGCUGCUGGGGAAUUUACUGGAGACUCUCAGCAAGAAUUGGUGGCUGGAGUUCCAAGAGGAGCACAGAACUUUGGAUAUGUUUCAAUCAUUAACUCUACAGAUAUGACCUUUAUUCAGAAUUUCACUGGUGAACAGAUGGCAUCAUAUUUUGGAUAUACUAUUGCAGUAUCAGAUGUUAACAAUGAUGGAAUGGAUGACAUACUGAUUGGGGCACCUCUCUUCAUGGAACGUGAAUUUGAGAGUAAUCCUAAAGAAGUAGGGCAAGUUUACCUGUAUUUGCAAGCAAGCGCUCUCGCCUUCAGAGACCCUCAGGUCCUCUCAGGCACUGAGGUUUUUGGGCGAUUUGGUAGUGCUGUUGCACACUUAGGAGACCUGAACCAGGAUGGAUAUAAUGACAUUGCAAUUGGUGCACCCUUUGCAAGCAAGGAUCAACGAGGCAAAGUGUUCAUUUACAAUGGAAACAAGGACGGCUUAAACCCCAAGGCUUCCCAAAUUCUUCAAGGAGCUUGGGCCUCACAGGCUAUCCCUUCAGGAUUUGGUUUUACUUUAAGAGGAGAUUCAGACAUAGACAAGAAUGAUUACCCAGAUUUACUUGUGGGUGCAUUUGGAACAGGAAAAGUAGUGGUUUACAGAGCGAGGCCGGUUGUGACUGUGGAUGCCCAGCUUCUGCUGAACCCAAUGAUCAUCAAUCUUGAAAAUAAAACUUGCCAGAUUCCAGACUCUGUGACAUCUGUGGCCUGCUUUUCUGUAAGAGUUUGUGCAUCAGUAGCAGGCCAGAGCAUUUCAAACACAAUAGCCCUGACAGCUGAGGUGCAAUUAGAUUCACUGAAACAAAAAGGAGCCAUUAAACGUACUCUCUUCCUUGACAACCAUCAGGCCUAUCUCAUCUUCCCUUUAGUGAUAAGGCGGCAGAAAGCCUUCCAGUGCCAGGACUUUAUGGUUUACCUUCGAGAUGAAACUGAAUUCCGAGAUAAAUUAUCUCCAAUCAACAUUAGUUUGAAUUACAGCUUGGAUGAAUCUACCUUUAAAGAAGGCCUGGCAGUGAAACCAAUACUUAACCACUACAGAGAAAAUUCUGUUAGUGAGCAGGCUCACAUCCUGGUGGACUGUGGAGAAGACAAUAUGUGCAUUCCUGACUUGAAACUGUCAGCUAGACCAGAUAAGCAUCAGGUAAUCAUUGGAGAUGAAAAUCACCUUAUGCUCAUAAUAAAUGCAAGAAAUGAAGGAGAAGGAGCCUAUGAAGCUGAACUCUUUGUAAUAAUACCAGAAGAGGCAGAUUAUGUUGGGAUUGAACGCAACAACAAGGGACUUCGGCCACUGAGCUGUGAAUACAAGAUGGAAAAUGUGACCAGAAUGGUGGUGUGUGACCUCGGGAACCCUAUGGUGGCUGGAACAAAUUAUUCUCUGGGCCUCCGAUUUGCAGUUCCUCGUCUUGAAACAACAAACGUGAGCAUUAACUUCGACCUCCAAAUCAAAAGUUCCAACAAGGACAAUCCAGACAGCAAUUUUGUGAGCCUGCAAAUCAAUAUCACUGCUGUAGCUCAAGUAGAAAUAAGAGGAGUAUCCCACCCUCCGCAAAUUAUUCUGCCCAUUCACAACUGGGAACCAGAAGAGGAGCCUCACAAAGAAGAAGAUGUUGGGCCUUUGGUGGAACAUAUUUAUGAGCUGCACAAUAUUGGGCCAAGUACCAUCAGUGACACUCGUCUGGAAGUGGGUUGGCCAUUCUCUGCCCGGGAUGAAUUUCUCCUCUACAUUUUUCACAUUCAAACUCUGGGACCUCUGCAAUGUCAAACAAAUCCUGAUAUCAACCCACAGGAUAUAAAGCCUGCAGCCUCCCCAGAGGACACCCCUGAGCUUAGCGCCUUUUUGCGGAACUCUACCAUUCCUCAUUUGGUCAGGAAGAGGGACGUGCCUGUGGUGGAGCUCCACAGACAAAGCCCUGCAAAAAUACUGAAUUGUACAAAUAUUGAGUGCUUAGAAGUCUCCUGUGUGGUGGGACGGUUGGAAGGAGGAGAAAGUGCGGUCCUGAAAAUCAGAUCACGAUUAUGGGCUCAAACAUUCCUCCAGAGAAAAAAUGAUCCCUAUGCUCUUGCAUCCCUGGUGUCCUUUGAAGUUAAGAAGAUGCCUUAUAAAGAUCAGCCAGCAAAACUCCCACAAGGAAACAUAGCAUGUGGAUUCUUUGAUAGAGCAAGACCUCCACAAGAUGAUAUGACUGACAGAGAACAACUGACAGAUGACAAAACCCCUGAUGCAUGA